Rosa chinensis is the source of this 613-nucleotide messenger RNA. RefSeq names its product LOB domain-containing protein 21. NCBI's taxonomy places the organism in Eukaryota, Viridiplantae, Streptophyta, Magnoliopsida, Rosales, Rosaceae. The transcript has a single exon. The record is from RefSeq and is a predicted model, not a curated record. The coding region runs from base 49 to 594 and encodes 181 amino acids.
UAACGGAGACCUGCUCGAUCAUGAUAGAAAUGUGCAAGUAAUGAAGCCAUGAAAGGAACUCAUGAGCCUCGUUCAAGCUCAUCCUGUGCAGCUUGCAAGUUGUUGAAGAGGAGAUGCGUCCCGACCUGCAUAUUUGCACCGCAUUUUCGCUCUGACGAGCCCUCGAAGUUUGCCAAAGUUCACAAAGUGUUUGGGGCAAGCAAUGUAAGCAAGAUCCUUAGUGAAGUGCCUGAGGAGCAGAGGGAGGACACCGUAAGUUCACUCGCGUAUGAGGCCGAGGCUCGGCUCAGAGACCCUGUUUAUGGUUGCAUUGGCGCCAUAGCUAUGCUGCAGGGAAAGAUGGUGGAGCUUCAACAUGAUCUCGCUAUUGCUAGAGCUCGUCUCGCUUGUUAUGGCCAUCCAAGUUCUUCAUCAGUUUCUUCUUCUUCUUCUGCGUCUUCUUAUACAAUGUUAGAGGAUCACCUUACUGAGGCUAACUUCGCUGGUCUUCCUGCUUUUAGUGGAUUUAACAAUGCCUUCAGUCAGAGCUCAACUGAAUUUAUGAGCCAACAUGGAACAAACAGUGGUUUUAGCUAUCCCCCAUAUAUACUAUAGUUCUGAUCUCUCUAUAUUC